This is a messenger RNA of Nannospalax galili (Upper Galilee mountains blind mole rat), 1482 nucleotides long. RefSeq names its product nicotinamide phosphoribosyltransferase-like. Gene Ontology annotation, biological process: NAD+ biosynthetic process. The record is from RefSeq and is a predicted model, not a curated record. Lineage: Eukaryota; Metazoa; Chordata; Mammalia; Rodentia; Spalacidae. Gene Ontology annotation, molecular function: nicotinamide phosphoribosyltransferase activity.
AUGAAUGCUGCGGCAGAAGCCGAUUUCAACAUCCUCCUGGCCACCGACUCGUACAAGGUUACUCAUUAUAAACAAUAUCCACCCAACACCUACUUUGAAUGCCAUGAAAAGAAGACAGAAAACUCCAAAGUAAGGAAGGUGAAAUAUGAGGAAACAGUAUUUUAUGGGUUGCAGUACAUUCUUAAUAAGUACUUAAAAGGUAAAGUAGUGACCAAAGAGAAGAUCCAGGAGGCCAAAGAAGUGUACAAAGAACAUUUCCAAGAUGAUGUCUUCAAUGAAAAGGGGUGGAACUACAUUCUUGAGAAAUAUGAUGGUCGUCUUCCAAUUGAAGUCAAGGCUGUUCCUGAGGGCUCUGUCAUUCCCAGAGGAAAUGUUCUCGUCACAGUGGAAAACACAGAUCCAGAGUGCUACUGGCUUACAAAUUGGAUUGAGACUAUUCUUGUUCAGUCCUGGUAUCCAGUUACAGUGGCCACAAAUUCUAGAGAAUGGAAGAAAAUGUUGGCCAAAUAUUUGAUAGAAACUUCUGGUAAUUUAGAUAGUUUGGAAUACAAGUUACACGAUUUUGGCUACUGAGGCAUCUCUUCACAAGAGACUGCUGGCAUAGGGGCAUCUGCUCAUUUGGUUAACUUCAAAGGAACAGAUACAGUAGCAGGAAUUGUUCUGAUUAAGAAAUAUUAUGGAACAAAAGACCCUGUUCCAGGCUAUUCUGUUCCAGCAGCAGAGCACAGUACCAUAACAGCUUGGGGGAAAGACCAUGAAAAAGAUGCUUUUGAACACAUAGUAACACAGUUUUCAUCAGUGCCUGUGUCUGUGGUCAGCGAUAGCUAUGACAUUUAUAAUGCGUGUGAGAAAAUUUGGGGUGAAGAUCUAAGACAUUUAAUAGUCUCGAGAAGUACAGAGGCACCACUAAUAAUCAGACCCGAUUCUGGAAAUCCUCUUGACACUGUAUUAAAGGUUUUGGAUAUUUUAGGUAAGAAGUUUCCUGUUACUGAGAACUCAAAAGGAUACAAGUUGCUGCCACCUUAUCUUAGAGUUAUUCAAGGAGAUGGAGUAGACAUUAACCUUACAAGAAAUUGUAGAGGGAAUGAAACAAAAAAAUGGAGUAUUGAAAACGUUUCCUUUGGUUCUGGUGGAGCUUUGCUGCAGAAGUUAACAAGAGAUCUCUUGAAUUGCUCCUUCAAGUGCAGCUAUGUUGUCACCAAUGGCCUUGCGGUUAAUGUCUUUAAGGACCCAGUUGCUGAUCCCAACAAAAGGUCCAAAAAGGACCAGUUAUCUUUACAUAGGACACCAGCAGGGAAUUUUGUCACACUUGAGGAAGGAAAAGGAGACCUUGAGGAAUAUGGUCACAAUCUUCACCAUACUGUUUUCAAGAAUGGAAAGGUGACAAAAAGCUAUUCAUUCGAUGAAGUCAGAAAAAAUGCACAGCUGAAUAUCGAGCUGGACACAGCACCUCAUUAGGCUUUUUGCAGCCUAGCAGAUGUG